GCACAACGCGUUGGAAAAGGAAGACGGAAAGAGCGCCCAAAUCAAGGAGAAGGCUUCCACUCCAAUCAAGGCAAGUCCCAGGGGUCAAGGGAAAAAGAGAGAGCUUGAGCGAGGGCGGCCAGCCGACAUGGGGAUCGUGGAGACGUGGGUGCGCGAGAAGCCCAUCCGCACCUUCCUCGCCCGCCUCUCCAGCCAGUCCGCCGCCGGCUCCACCUCCUCCGCGGCGGCCGACGGCGACAGCGGCGGAGCCGAUGGAGGCAUACCGCAGCUCUCCUCCAUCGCCAACUCCGUCGUCUCCCGCUGCUCAGGGAUUCUUGCUCUUGCAACUGAAAACUUGCAGCAAAGUUUUGAGGCUGAUUUCCCAGAUAAUCACAAGGAACCCAAUACAUAUGCAAGGGAGUUAUUAGAGUACUGCUGCCACAAAGCUCUUCAUGCAGUAACUACACGUCCAGACUAUUUGGCUGAUAAGAAUCUUCGUCGUCUAAUGUUUGAUAUGAUGCUUGCAUGGGAACAUCCAGGUGCUGAGGAUGGAUUGCUAGAAAAUGGUUUAACUUUGCAGAAUGCCGUGGAGAUUGAAGAUGAAGAUGAGGGAUCAAUUUUCUAUGCAAAUUCCACAAGUUUGGCUGUUCAAGUCAAUGACAUGAAGACAGUUGGGUUAAGAGCUUUUACACGGAUAGCACCUUCGUGCCCAAUAAUAGCUGACUUGGUUACUGUCCACAAUCUGUUUGAUGCACUAACAUGUUCAUCUGGUGGCCGAUUACACUAUUUCAUAUAUGACAAGUAUCUUAAAAGUUUAGACCGAGUAUUCAAAUCUGUCAAAGGAAUCAUGCAGUCACCACUUGCUUCAAGUUUUCAUCUUAAUGCUGGGGAGUGUAUAUUAGCUGUUGAAGGAGAUAGGCCUAUUCAUCCUGUAUUGCAGCAUAUUGGAAUAUCAGCUUGGCCAGGAACGCUGAUCCUAACAACACACGCUCUGUAUUUUCAGAGUAUCAGAGUUGGUUAUGGUGAUAAGAUUGUUAAAUAUGAUUUAGCAACAGAUUCAAAUCAAGUGAUUAAUCGUGAUUUCACUGGACCGUUGGGUGUUCGGCUUUUUGAUAAGGCUAUGAUGUACAAAUCAAGCACUCUAACAGAACCAAUAUAUUUUGACUUUCCUGAGUUAGGAGAACCCUCGCGAAGAAACUAUUGGUUAGCAAUUACUCGUGAAGUAAUGCAGGUGAAUAAAUUCAUCAGGAAAUUCGAUCUUGAAGAUAUUCAGAAAGCAGAAGCACUCUCAAAAGCUAUCCUGGGCAUCUUGAGAUACUCUGCUGUGAAAGAAGCUUUUCAUGUUGCUCCUUCUCAUGUUAAGACAACACUCACUUUUAGCUUAGCAGAAAAGCUCCCAAAAGGAGACAUGGUAUUAGAGGCCCUAUAUAAUAAUUACUUUCAACUGUUGGACACUCCGUUGAGCCAUUUCGCAACUGCAGCAGUUAAGAAAACGUCGAAGACUCAUACUGUACCAUUUGCAUUAUAUGCUCUCUCUAGAAUGGGAUUUAUCCUGCUGAAUAGAAAAGAUGAAACUGAAAAGGAGAUAAGCUUUUGUGCUGCUUGCAUUGGCGUAACAAAAUCUCUCGAGGCUGCUUUGGAAGAGUCAUUUUGUUAUUCUGAAAGAAUAGAGGCAGCACGUGCUACGGUUGAUCAAGUAAAGGUGGAAGGUCUUGAUGCAAAUCUUGCCCUGAUGCAGGAGCUACUUUUCCCCUUCAUUCAAGUAGGCAAACUUAUUCACUCUUUAACCAAGUGGGAAGAUCCCGUGAAAUCAUUUCUGUUCUUAGCUUUUAUCCUCUAUAUUAUUAAAAGUGGGCUCGUCAAUUACACUGUGCCCUCUAUUUUCGUACUUUCUGCUACUGUUAUGCUGUGGCAGAAAUACAGUGGAGAAGGAAAAUUGUUGGAAGUGCUUGAAGUAAGAGCUCCUCCAAGUAAAAAUCCUGUUGAGCAAAUCUUGAUAUUGCAGGAGGCUAUUUCCAAGUUGGAAGAAACUCUACAGGCUGUAAACAUUGUUCUCCUCAAGUUCAGAGCUAUCUUGUUUGCAGCUGUUCCAAAGACAACUCAAACGGUGGCAGUGGCAUCUCUUGCUGCAGCUGCACUUGUUGUCUUGACGCCUCCCAGGCAUCUGCUCCUGAUGGUAGUCCUAGAGGUCUACACAAGGGAGAUGCCGCUAAGGAAGCAGAACACGGAGAAGUUCCGCAGACGACUUAGAGAGUGGUGGGCCCGUAUCCCAGCUGCUCCUGUACAGAUGGUCAGACCUAAUGAAAACAAGAAAAAGAUAUGACUAUGAGCUCUGUAUCCAUUGCAACUAACAGCUCACAAUUUUGCCCAGUCUUCUUGGUAACCUAGUCAGCUAACCUGUACAGAUAUCACCCAUUAUUACAGUGCAAUUGUGC
Messenger RNA from Lolium rigidum, 2414 nucleotides. RefSeq lists its product as uncharacterized. The record is from RefSeq and is a predicted model, not a curated record. The transcript is spliced from 10 exons. The coding region runs from base 128 to 2302 and encodes 724 amino acids. NCBI's taxonomy places the organism in Eukaryota, Viridiplantae, Streptophyta, Magnoliopsida, Poales, Poaceae.